CAAUAAUAGCACGGGGCUCUCGCUCAGUAGUGCAGCUUUAUUCUGGUUGGCCAACAUAUUGAGUGAUGAUAACUGAUACAAACUAACUUGACCCCUGAACUAACAGUUUAGAAAUGGUGUUGUCUGAUGGGAAAACCGAAGAUUGGAAUACGUUUAUGAAGAUAUGCAUUAGUGAAUACCAGAAUGAUUCAAUCUACAGACAGAUGUAUCCAGAUGACGAGGAACGCCAACAGUUUUUGGAAUAUUACUACGAACAUUACUAUAGAGCUGCUUUUAAGGAUGGAAAAGGACAUUUGGCGUAUAUUGAGGCACAUGAUCAUGAUCACAACACGUCUUCAAUGAUAGGAGGGAUCACAAUAAGCCAUGAUUGGGAUGAAACAGAAAUUGAAGACCACAGAAUGAAACUUAUUAAUCCAUUCGGGUGGAAGAAAUAUCUCCGGCGCAAACAAUGGCUGAAUGAAAACGUAUUCAAGAAAUUGGCAUAUAUAUCCAACUCUUUGGAAAAGACUUUGCUUCAUUUUGGGAGUGACGUUAUGAAAAGCCAAUUUAGGCGUCUCAAGUCCUCCACUCUUUGGGCAAGUAUUGGCGGAUACAUGAUAGCUGAAAAUAUUUACGCUGACAAGUGGGCUGCUGAUGAAUGUCUCGUAAUUUCCAUAUUAGAUUCUUUCAAAUUGGCUCGGCUAUACGAAGCUAAUAAUCAUGCUAAAAUCGUUCAAGCUUAUGUAUGCAGAGAUGGAAAUUCAUUCAAGAAUUAUGAUGAUAGCAUUUCGAAAGAUUCAAUAAUAUGCAUUCUACUAUGUGGAGAAGAUGAUGAAGAAAUUGUCAAAUACGUCAAAGAGAGUACUUACGAUAAAAAUUAUUCCAUCGACCAUAAAGUUCUUGAUCAGGGCCGAGUGCUUCCAACAUCACAUUGA
Molecule: messenger RNA, 914 nt
Organism: Styela clava
Lineage: Eukaryota; Metazoa; Chordata; Ascidiacea; Stolidobranchia; Styelidae
Source: RefSeq, a predicted model, not a curated record